GGAUACUAUCAAUAUCAUAAGUACAAGCGGCGUGAACUGGAACACUGCGGAUUAGACGAGCUGGUGAAGGAGAGCUUAGCUCCUGCAUGGCAGGUGUCGCAUCCGCCUCGACAUCCGGGCCGUGUGCUGGUGACAGGCGGAAGUGGAGGCGGGCCGCGCUUCCGGUGCCGGUGAGCGCGCGGGUGACGUCACCGCCGGUCCCUCUUCCCACCCCCGCCCUCCCGGGAAAUCCAGGCUCUAAUCCCCGGGUCAUGUGUCAAUCAAACCAGCAGCAACAGCAGCAGCCGGCGGCGCUGAAGGGAGGGAAAUGGUUACAUUUUCCCCAGUUGGCUUUGCGCCGCAGGCUAGGUCAGCUGAGCUGUAUGUCCAAGCCUGCCCUCAAGCUCCGUACCUGGCCUCUGUCUUUUCUGUAUUUCUUCCUGCCAUUUAGUGUCCUUAAGCCUCUUACUAAAGUAGGAUGGCGACCAACAAGCAGGGUUGGCCUGUAUAAAACUAUUCCCACACGGUUACUAUCCCGUGCAUGGGGUAGACUGAACCAGGUGGAGCUUCCUACCUGGAUGCGUAAGCCUGUCUAUAAUUUGUACAUAUGGACAUUUGGGGUUAAUAUGAAGGAAGCAGCGGUGGAAGAUCUACAGCAUUACCGAAAUCUCAGCGAAUUCUUCCGCAGAAAGCUAAAACCACAGGCGCGUCCUGUCAGUGACUCUCACUGUGUGAUCAGUCCUUCUGAUGGAAAGAUCUUGCAUUUCGGGAGAGUGAAGAAUUGUGAGGUGGAGCAAGUGAAGGGCGUGACUUACUCAUUGGAGAAUUUCCUCGGCCCCCAGACCUGGUCAGAGAACCUGGAGAUUAGUGACAAUAAACAUGAGACCAGUUUUCAGGACCAUCUGGUGACGAGGGAAGGCAAUGAUCUCUACCACUGUGUUAUUUAUUUGGCACCCGGAGAUUAUCACUGUUUCCAUUCACCUGCUGAUUGGAGAGUUGCACACAGGCGCCAUUUCCCAGGCUCCCUUAUGUCGGUUAAUCCUGGCGUAGCUCGUUGGAUUAAGGAGCUGUUCUGUCACAAUGAGCGCGUUGUCCUGGCUGGAGAGUGGAUACAUGGCUUCUUCUCGCUCACUGCUGUCGGGGCCACAAACGUUGGAUCGAUUCGCAUUUAUUUUGACAGUGACCUACAUACCAAUAGUCCCCGCUACAUGAAGGGCUCCUACAACGACUUCAGUUUUGCCGCAAACAACAACAAAGGGAUUAACAUGAGGAAGGGGGAGCAUCUCGGGGAGUUUAACUUGGGCUCCACCAUUGUUCUCAUCUUCGAGGCACCGAAAGACUUUACUUUUAACCUUAAACCUGGACAGAAGAUCAGGUUUGGUGAGGCUCUCGGUUCCAUAUAAUACAGUUCCCAUCAAUGGCAUCUCAAAUUGGAUUGGAGCACUGAGGAGUGAGGUUGGACUAAAGAAUGGUGAAAAAUGGCCAUAACGGAAAUGCGGUUUUAAUUCCUCCUACUCCUCACCUCAUCAUUACUGCAGAAGCAUCUCUCAUUGCCUCCAUCUGAGGGACCAGCUCUUCCAUUAUGGAUUCUCCUGAAAGGUGUACUGACCCGACCCAAUUGAACUUUCAGAGCAUAUGCAGUGCCGUAAUCUCUCCAUACAAAGGGAGAACCUGGCAGGUCACCAGGAAUAAUGAGACUUGGAAAAUGGGCUGAGUUUAAGGGCCCUGGUCUCUUUGGCAGUGGCAGGAGAUUCCGAUCAACUUGUGCAGGAACUGGGGAUGCUCGAGUAUUUGCUGAAUAGCUCCAUGCAGGUGAACCAGUGGGUCAUUCUAACGUUUAGUUAAUGCAGUAUUUUUAUAUACUAAAAAGAAAUCAAUGCAGUUUCUCAUCAAAUCACAUUUCAGAGAAAAUAAAUUUAAUGACUAUACCAAAA
This is a messenger RNA of Hemiscyllium ocellatum (epaulette shark), 1913 nucleotides long. RefSeq names its product phosphatidylserine decarboxylase (gene pisd). Gene Ontology annotation, biological process: phosphatidylethanolamine biosynthetic process. Gene Ontology annotation, cellular component: mitochondrion. Gene Ontology annotation, molecular function: phosphatidylserine decarboxylase activity. The transcript has 8 exons. Bases 87 to 1382 code for a protein of 431 amino acids. The record is from RefSeq and is a predicted model, not a curated record. NCBI's taxonomy places the organism in Eukaryota, Metazoa, Chordata, Chondrichthyes, Orectolobiformes, Hemiscylliidae.